This is a messenger RNA of Eimeria tenella, 957 nucleotides long. RefSeq names its product B-box zinc finger protein, putative. Bases 1 to 957 code for a protein of 318 amino acids. The transcript is spliced from 10 exons. NCBI's taxonomy places the organism in Eukaryota, Apicomplexa, Conoidasida, Eucoccidiorida, Eimeriidae. The record is from RefSeq and is a predicted model, not a curated record.
AUGAUCGACUGCGUCUGCAUGGUGUGUUUCUUGGCCCUUUGCCCUCACUGCAUUCUCAUAGGGCAUCACUCGGCCGCAGACUUCUCCGAACAUCCCCUGAUUUCAACUCUAGACGCCUACAAAAUGAGCAUGCAGGGCACCUCGCCGAGCGAAGAAGCCCUCAGCAUCCGCAGAGAAAAAAUUGUAAAAGACCUUCAAGAAAACCACCAGCUGCUGGCGCGGCUGCAUGCAAACUUUGCAUCUGUGCACCGAAAAAUUGAUGACUCCAACAAGGCACUGAUGAAGCAGCUGCAAAUUAUCAAACAAAAACAAGUCGGCUUCCUCCAGGCGCUGAAGAGGGAAUUGCUGACUGAGUGUCUCAUUAUAGAGUGGAUGGAGGCCUUUUUUUCUCAUUUACAGCUUGCCUUGUGUCCUUCCGACUACCUGACGUACCACCACCGCCAUGAUUUGCUUGCGGCAGACCUGUUUGGGGGCGCAGUGCGCAUAGAAGUUGGCCGCGAAACCCUCCCCCCUUGGGCCACGGAAAAGCUUUUCAUUGAAGGCCAAUUUAGGGUUUCGACUGCAGCCUUUUCUUUGCCGGAGUUGACUGCAGAGCGGGUGGCUGAUGAUGAUCUCCUGCGGGUUUUUCUGACUGGGAUUGAGAAGACGCAAAACCAAAAAGUGAAAUUAAAAGAAAUUAAAGUCGGAGGAGAUAAUUCUUCCGAAAGCGAAUUGUCUCUUUCAGAUGAAGAAACGGGGGCCCCCUCGUGGGGGGCCCUUCUAGCAGCAGAUGAUGCAGCACCGGGGCCCCGAGUGCAUGCACUUUCCCGCGUGCUGCUGCUGCCCGAAGAGCCAGCAGCAGCAAACCUCCCUACGCAGCAGAUUCGCCAGGAAAUUCUGCAGCAAGAACACGGUGCGUGCGGAGCCGGCAGCAGCAGCAGCAGCAGCAGCAGCAGGAAGGUCUGGCAGCAGCAGUAG